CCAGUGCGCGCGCGCGGCCCCGCCCCAUUCCCCGCCGGCGCUGGGAGCCCGAGUCCGCGGGAAGAUGGCGGCCCCGCUCAUCCCCCUUUCCCAGCAGAUUCCCACCGGAAAUCCAUUAUAUGAGUCUUACUACAAGCAGGUAGACCCAGCAUACACAGGGCGAGUUGGGGCGAGUGAAGCUGCACUUUUUCUAAAGAAGUCUGGGCUCUCAGACAUUAUCCUUGGGAAGAUAUGGGACUUGGCCGACCCAGAAGGUAAAGGGUACUUGGACAAACAGGGUUUCUAUGUCGCGCUGAGGCUGGUGGCCUGUGCGCAGAGCGGCCACGAAGUCGCCUUGAGCAAUCUGAGCUUGAACAUGCCGCCGCCUAAAUUCCACGACAGCAGCAGCCCUCUGAUGGUCACGCCGCCUUCUGCAGAGGCCCACUGGGCUGUGAGGGUAGAAGAAAAGGCAAAGUUUGAUGGAAUUUUUGAAAGCCUCUUACCUGUCAGUGGUUUGCUGUCUGGAGACAAAGUCAAGCCAGUCCUCAUGAACUCAAAGCUGCCUCUUGAUGUCCUGGGCAGGGUCUGGGACCUCAGCGACAUCGACAAGGACGGGCACCUGGACAGAGAUGAGUUUGCAGUGGCCAUGCACUUGGUGUACCGAGCCCUUGAGAAGGAGCCUGUGCCCUCCGUCCUGCCCCCAUCCCUCAUCCCGCCCUCCAAGAGGAAGAAGACAAUGUUCGCGGGUGCCGUGCCUGUCCUGCCCGCCAGCCCCCCACCAAAAGACAGCCUCCGCUCCACGCCUUCCCACGGCAGCGUCAGCAGCCUCAACAGCACUGGAAGCUUGUCUCCCAAGCACAGCAUCAAGCAAGCACAGCCAACAGUAAACUGGGUGGUGCCAGUGGCGGACAAGAUGCGAUUUGACGAGAUUUUCCUGAAGACCGACCUGGACUUGGACGGCUAUGUGAGCGGCCAGGAGGUGAAGGAGAUCUUCAUGCACUCGGGCCUCACCCAGAACCUUCUAGCACACAUAUGGGCCCUGGCCGAUACGAGGCAAACGGGGAAGUUAAGCAAAGACCAGUUCGCGUUAGCUAUGUAUUUCAUUCAGCAGAAGGUCAGUAAAGGCAUCGACCCCCCUCAAGUCCUCUCGCCGGACAUGGUGCCGCCCUCGGAGAGAGGCACUCCCAUCCCGGAUAGUUCAAGCACUCUUGGAUCGGGGGAGUUUACCGGUGUAAAGGAACUUGAUGACAUCAGUCAGGAGAUCACCCAGUUACAGAGAGAGAAAUACUCACUGGAACAAGACAUUCGAGAAAAGGAAGAGGCCAUCAGACAGAAAACCAAUGAAGUACAGGAAUUACAAAAUGAUUUAGACCGGGAAACAAGCAGUCUGCAAGAGCUAGAAGCUCAAAAACAGGAUGCCCAAGACCGCCUGGAUGAAAUGGACCAGCAGAAGGCCAAGCUUCGGGACAUGCUGAGUGACGUCAGGCAGAAGUGCCAGGACGAGACCCAGAUGAUUUCCUCGUUGAAGACACAGAUCCAGUCUCAGGAGUCUGACCUCAAGUCCCAGGAAGACGACCUGAACCGGGCCAAAUCUGAGCUGAACCGACUGCAGCAGGAGGAGACGCAGCUGGAGCAGAGCAUCCAGGCUGGGAAAGUCCAACUGGAGACCAUCAUCAAGUCCCUGAAGUCCACUCAAGAGGAAAUCAGCCAGGCCAGAAGCAAGCUCUCCCAGCUGCACGAGAGCCGCCAGGAAGCCCAGCGCAGCCUGGAGCAGUACGACGAGACGCUCGACGGGGCCCCCGGCGUCGGCCUGACCACCCUGGCAGAGCUGAGCGCGGGCGUCUCCCUGACAGAGAGGGGCGGUUUUGGAGCCAUGGAUGAUCCUUUCAAAAAUAAAGCCUUGUUAUUUAGCAACAACGCCCAAGAAUUGCAUCCGGAUCCCUUUCAGGCAGAAGACCCCUUCAAAUCCGACCCAUUUAAAGGAGCUGAUCCCUUCAAAGGUGACCCAUUCCAGAGUGACCCCUUUGCCGAGCAACAGACAGCUUCAACAGAUCCAUUCGGCGGGGAUCCUUUCAAAGAAAGUGACCCAUUCCGUGGCUCCACCCCUGAUGACUUCUUUAAGAAGCAGACAAAGAGCGACCCGUUUACCUCAGACCCGUUCACGAAAAACCCUUCCUUACCAUCAAAGCUCGACCCCUUUGAAUCCAGCGAUCCUUUUUCAUCCUCCAGUGUCUCCUCAAAAGGAUCAGGUCCCUUCGGAGCCUUAGACCCCUUCGGAAGUGGGUCCUUCAAUAGUGCCGAGGGCUUUGCCGACUUCAGCCAGAUGUCCAAGCCCCCAACUUCUGGGCCUUUCACCUCCUCCUUUGGAGGGACAGGAUUCUCAGAUGACCCCUUUAAAAGUAAGCAGGACACUCCCGCUGUGCCUCCGAAGAAACCUGCUCCUCCGCGGCCUAAACCGCCGAGCGAAGCAGUGGCUGAACAGGAAACCCCUGCGUUGUACACGUUGCUGGGUGGUAAAAGUACACCCGUAAGCCAGCUUGGUUCUGCAGACUUUACCGAACCCCCUGAUCCAUUCCAGCCACUUGGGGCCGACAGCAGUGACCCGUUCCAAAAUAAAAAGGGGUUUGGGGACCCGUUUAGUGGAAAAGAUCCAUUUGCUCCCUCCUCUUCAGCUAAACCUUCUAAAGCCUCCUCUUUGGGCUUUGCAGACUUCACCUCUUUUGGCAAUGAGGAGCAGCAGCUGGCAUGGGCCAAGCGGGAGAGCGAGAAGGCGGAGCAGGAGAGGCUGGCGCGGCUGCGGCGGCAGGAGCAGGAAGACCUGGAGCUGGCCAUUGCACUCAGCAAGGCCGACAUGCCCGCUGCCUAGGUGCGGCCCCGCUCUCAAGUGCCCGGAGGCAGGAUGGAGAGGACAUGGAAAUCCCUACAUAUACACACACACUCGCUCUUGGUGGUCCCCGAGUCACAGCCACUGUUACGUCAAGGACUUGCUGGUCAGAGAGCCCUGGGCACUGGAUGCCUCACCCAGGAAGAGGAGACACGGUUCACCCCAGCAGAGGGAGGCCCGAGGAGAGGCCAAGGACCCACCUGUUCGCUGUGACACCCCCGCCUCCCUCCUGGAACUGGCAGGCAGAGCACGGGGCGAGCAGAGGAAGCGCCUGUCUCCUUACCCUCACCCGCUGCUCACACCCGGGCACACCCAGCCGAUGCCUCCCUGACUCCCCUACCAGACAGACACCCCGGUGAUGUAUGCAUUCAUUGUAUAAAAAUUAAGUUUGAAUGAUUAAUAUAA
Molecule: messenger RNA, 3268 nt
Organism: Dama dama (fallow deer)
Lineage: Eukaryota; Metazoa; Chordata; Mammalia; Artiodactyla; Cervidae
Gene: EPS15L1
Product: epidermal growth factor receptor pathway substrate 15 like 1
Exons: 25
Coding region: 65-2845 (926 amino acids)
Biological process (GO): endocytosis; endosomal transport
Cellular component (GO): cytoplasm; plasma membrane; clathrin coat of coated pit
Molecular function (GO): cadherin binding; calcium ion binding
Source: RefSeq, a predicted model, not a curated record